Agelaius phoeniceus (red-winged blackbird) is the source of this 2886-nucleotide messenger RNA. It is a transcript of the gene LEMD2, whose product is annotated as LEM domain nuclear envelope protein 2. Gene Ontology annotation, molecular function: chromatin DNA binding. Gene Ontology annotation, biological process: negative regulation of BMP signaling pathway; nuclear envelope organization. Lineage: Eukaryota; Metazoa; Chordata; Aves; Passeriformes; Icteridae. The record is from RefSeq and is a predicted model, not a curated record.
AUGGCGGAUCUGACGGACGCGGAGCUCCGCAAGGAGCUGCUGGCGCUUGGCUAUCGCCCGGGGCCCAUCACCGCCACCACCCGCAAGGUCUACAUCAAGAAGCUGGGCUGCCUGCGGGCCGAAGUGGCGGCGGCCCGGCGCAGCGGCCGCACCGCUCCGCCCAGCCCGGGCCGCUCCUCCGCAGGGCCGCCGCAGGCCUCGCCCUCGCGGCAGCGCUCCGGCUUCACCGCCGCGGCCGCCCGUGAGAGUGAGGAGGAGGACGAGGAGGAGGAAGAGGAGGAGGAAGUGGGGCGGCCGCCCGCGUCCCGCUGGGGGACGUCGGGGGAGAGCGGCGGGCAGUCCUGGGGGGACCCCCGGGGGUCCCCGCCGGGCCGGGCCGGAGGCAUCAGGGUUGAGGGCGGCGCCUCCCGGGAUAGCCUCGGGAGGCUGAGCCCUUCGGAGCAGUGGGGAACGACUGUGGAGAGAGGUGGCGGUGGGCUGGGGGCAUCCCUGGCCGGGCACGGGGGGUUCAGCUCCCCCUCGCAGUGGGACACGUCCAUAGAGAGGAGCGGGGGUCUGGGGGCGGAAAGGGCCGGGGCGCUGAGCUCUGCGUCCCACUGGGAGACAUCCAGAGAUGUCACAGAGCACGGCCGGGGGCUCAGCCAGGGGCUGGGGACCACCCUGGAUGGGUUUCGGGGCUCCUCAGUGCAGUGGGGCGCCUCAGAGAGGAGUGGGGGGCUCAGCAGUGGCCUGAGACCCACCCUGGACAGGUUCCGGGGCUCGAACUCCACGUCCCAGUGGAGCCCCUCGGCAGAGAGGAGUGGGGGGCUCGGCAGCCGGGCGGGCUCGGGGUUGGAUGGGCUUGGGGGGCUGAGCUCCACACCCUACUGGGGCUCCUCGGCGGGCUCCAAGCCCCUUCCCAGCGAGGAGAAAUCCAGGAGCCAUUGGGGGACAUCGGGAGGGGGAAUUGGCUCCUCGGCAGGUUCCAAACCCCUUCCCAGCGAGGAGAAACCCAGGAGCCAUUGGGGGACAUCGGGAGGGGGAAUUGGGGCGCAGAGCUCCCGCGCUGCCUGGGACACGGCGGGCGAGAGGAGGGGGCUCUCCUCCAACAGCUGGUGGAGACGGGAGAGCGAGGUGACCCCCAGCACCCAGUGGGGCUCCUCGGCGGCCCCAGGGAGGUUCAGCAGCCUGUUCAGGAGAGGGAAGGAGGACCUGGCUGCCAGCGUUGGCAAGGAGGCAGAGCGGGACGCGGGCAGCAGGGCUGGGGGGCUGAUCCGGCGCUUCCCGUGGCGGGCAGCCAGCGAUGGGGGGCACGGAGUGACCCCGCGGACAGCCCUGCUGCGCUCAGCGCCCCGGGCCCAGCCCGAGGGAAAGGGGAAAGGCCUGGAGUAUUACCUGUCCCAGUUCCUCUGCUUCGCCAGCUUGGUGCUGCUGCUGAUUUUUCUGGGCAUCCUCGUGGUGAAGAUGGCUGGGUCAGGCUGGCUGGACGGGAGAGAGGAGAGGUUUAAUCUCUUGCCUGUGGAUUGUGACAAAAGAACGGAUGAUUUCUGCCAGGCCAAGCACAAGGACGUGAUGAUGGCCAUGCUGCACGAGCUCUACAAUUACCUGUCCGUGCAGGCAGGUAAUUUUGAAUGUGGAAACCCUGAGAACCUAAAAAGCAAAUGCAUUUGGGUUAGUGAGGUGAAGGAUCAUGUGCUGAAUGUAACUGGCAGUUCCUCACAGAAGUUUGAAGCUGCCCUGCACUGGAUCCUGAACAGCAACAAGGAUUUGGGAAUUUGGUUGAAAGGCAGGGACCUGUCAGAGCCUGUUUCCAGCGUGGAGGAAGUGUUCUGCCUGGAAUCUGCCCAUCCCCAGAUGGGGCUGGGCUGCCGCUUCCGCCGGGCCGUGGUCACGGCCAUCAUGAACCUGUUCCUGUUCUUCUGGAGUCUGAUAACCCUUUGGGGCAUCCUGCUGUACCUCCGGUAUCGCUGGCGGAAGAUGGAGGAGGAGGAGCAAGCCAUGUAUGAGAUGGUGAAGAAGAUCAUAGCUGUUGUCCAGGACCACUACAAGGAAUGGGAGCGGAACUUGGAGCGUUACCCCUACGUCGGCAUCUUCCACGUGCGGGACAGCCUGAUCCCUCCUCAGAGCAGAAAAAAGAUGAAGCGGGUGUGGGAGAGAGCCGUGGAUUUCCUGGCUUCCAACGAGUCCCGGAUCCAGACAGAAUCGCACAGAGUGGCAGGGGAGGACAUGCUGGUGUGGAGAUGGACUCAGCCCUCGUACCUGUCGGAUUCUGAGCACUGAGGGCAGCAGGAGGAGCAGCAGGGUGGGACAUGGACCCUGUGCAGGCCUCAGGGCCCUCGCUGGUGGUGGGAGGAGCAGGGCCUGGCCCAGGCUCUGUUUGCUCUCGCUGCUGAAACUCUCCAAACAAACACGUUCAGGGCAAUACUGGCUUGGAAAGAAGAUGGGCUUGAGCUGGUGGGAAGCUGGGAUUGCACCAAAGCGAGCCUUCCACAGAGACCUGGCUCCCGUGGCAAACAACCUACAAAGAAUAACUGCACACCCCUCUCGAGGGUUGGGGGGCUCUGCCAGAGCCUGGGGGUGCAAAAUUUGACCUCAAUUCUGCAAAGGCCAACUGGUGGCAGAGUCCAUCAGGGAAUGUGCUGAAAGAGAACAUUUCCCAUGGAAACAUUAGGGUGGCAGUUGCAGGCGUGUCUUUGUUUGUUUUUAUCAGUGCAAAGACAAUGAGGAAGCACUUGCUGCUUCCCAGCAAGGAAAAUGUUUUGUGUUGGCUUCAUCCAUCCAAAAUUGGGAGAAGGGGAAUUGGGUGAAGGUGGGCUUGGAGAGAGGGGGGAGCCUGACGUGCCUUGGUGGUUUGGGCUGGGCUGGGGGUGGUGGAGGACAGUUUGUGAUCCUGUUACACUUUUAAGU